Antechinus flavipes (yellow-footed antechinus) is the source of this 2573-nucleotide messenger RNA. RefSeq names its product SIX homeobox 3 (gene SIX3). Gene Ontology annotation, molecular function: DNA-binding transcription factor activity, RNA polymerase II-specific; RNA polymerase II cis-regulatory region sequence-specific DNA binding. Lineage: Eukaryota; Metazoa; Chordata; Mammalia; Dasyuromorphia; Dasyuridae. The transcript is spliced from 3 exons. Gene Ontology annotation, biological process: regulation of transcription by RNA polymerase II; brain development; eye development. The record is from RefSeq and is a predicted model, not a curated record. Gene Ontology annotation, cellular component: nucleus; transcription regulator complex. Bases 890 to 1960 code for a protein of 356 amino acids.
CAGGAAUAGCAACACGCCUUUCUUUUAAAGUCAUUUCUUUAGGGGAUGGGAUGCGGAAGGAACGGAGAUCAGGGAGAACACUAACCUGUGCACCUUUGAUUUAGCAGCAUUACAUAAAACAGCAGUGUAGGAACAGGGCUAGAAGUUAAGCUGAGAAUACGAAUAGAGGUGGGUUGGAGAUGUUUGGCAAGUGGGGGUGUGUGUGAGUAGAAUGGAAACGGAGGGUGGACGAUGAAAGUGGGGUGGACGUCAGGAUAGAAGGGGGAAUGGCGAUGAGGAAGGGAUAGGGUGGGAAUGGAGGUAGGGAGGGGCGGGGAAGACGACGCUGUGGGAAUAGGGAUUGAGAUGAGCUAGGGUAGGAAUGUAGGUAAGAAUGGAAAUAGGCUGGGGAGAAGGUGAGGAUGUAGACCGUAGUGAGCUAGGGAAAUGUAAGGGUUCGGGAUGGGGGAUAGGAUCAGGGCAGAGAGAUUAUUUAUAUCCCUACUUCCCAGAUGUACCACCCAAUGUUACAUUAUGUUCUGACUCCUUAGCACCCCAAAAGAGAACAAAUACGACUAAUGAUUUAUUUAUUUAGGGGGUGAGUGGGCUAGAAAAAAGAGGGGAGGCUGGGGAGGAGAUGGGGGAGGGAAACCUCGAAGGGAAGGCGCUCUGAGAAGUGAAGGAAAACAUAUGUGUAACCUCAGCCCCCAGCUCUCAGCUGACUAACAGGUUAGUUAGACGGGUGAGCCGGCAUUCCGCAGGAAAAGGGGGAGGGGGGAAGGAGACAGACAGACAGAGAAAGAGGGGGAGAGAGACAAGGAGAGGGAGGGAGAGAGAGGGAGAGAGUAGGAGAGUGAAAGCGCGAGAGAGCGCGCCAGCGGGUUUUUAAAGGAGGCACUUUUACUUCCUAAUGAAUAUUUAUUCUCCGCUCCUGCCAGCGCCCGGCUUCCCUUACCUUACAGCAGGUCAUUCCAUGGUAUUCCGCUCCCCUCUAGAGCUCUAUCCCUCCCACUUCUUCUUGCCAAACUUCGCGGAUCCUCACCACCGCUCCCUACUUCUGGCUAGUAGCAGCGGCGGCGGCGGCGGCGGGAGCAGUGCGGGAGGAGGCGGCGGCGGCGGCGGCGCGGGAGGAGGCGGCGCGGGAGGAGGCGGCGGCGGUGGCGGAGGAGGCGGCGGCAGCGGCGGCGGCUCCAGGGCCCCCCCGGAAGAGUUGUCCAUGUUCCAGCUGCCCACCCUCAACUUCUCUCCGGAGCAGGUGGCCAGCGUCUGCGAGACGCUGGAGGAGACUGGGGACAUCGAGCGGUUGGGACGCUUCCUCUGGUCCUUGCCCGUGGCCCCGGGGGCGUGCGAGGCCAUCAACAAGCACGAGUCCAUCCUGCGCGCCCGAGCCGUGGUCGCCUUCCACACGGGCAACUUUCGCGACCUCUACCACAUCCUGGAGAACCACAAGUUCACCAAAGAGUCGCACGGCAAGCUUCAAGCCAUGUGGCUGGAGGCGCACUACCAGGAGGCGGAGAAGCUACGCGGCCGUCCUCUCGGCCCAGUGGACAAGUACCGAGUGAGGAAGAAGUUCCCGUUGCCCCGGACCAUCUGGGACGGCGAGCAGAAGACUCAUUGCUUCAAGGAGCGGACUCGGAGCCUGCUCAGGGAGUGGUACCUUCAGGACCCCUACCCCAACCCCAGCAAGAAACGCGAACUGGCUCAGGCCACGGGCCUCACUCCCACACAAGUAGGCAACUGGUUUAAGAACCGGCGGCAGCGCGACCGGGCGGCUGCGGCCAAGAACAGGCUGCAGCAUCAGUCGAUCGGACAGAGCGGCAUGCGCUCGCUGGCUGAGCCCGGCUGCCCGACGCACGGCUCGGCAGAGUCGCCAUCCACGGCAGCCAGUCCCACAACCAGUGUGUCCAGCCUGACAGAACGAGCGGACACCGGCACCUCCAUCCUCUCGGUAACCUCCAGCGACUCGGAAUGUGAUGUAUGAUAGCGGAAAGACGGUCCUCCUCCACCUCUCCCUACUCUCCCUCCUCCUCUUCCUCCUUUUCCUCCCCCCUCCCCCAAUUCCUAUCUCUCCCACCCUAGAGCAAACCCAAAUCAGGACACACAUACACACACAUACACACAACCACACACGCACACACAAAGCCAAAAUUUUAAAAAGCAAGAAACAUUAGAAACUAAUCAAAAACUGUCAGCAAAACCCAACCACCUUCAGCCACCACCGCCACACAACGGACCCGGACGCCAACAGACAUUCACAAAUGCUGAUGUUGCGGGGGGAACAAUUAAAAGAGGUGACAAUUGUAUACUUUCUAGGACAAGCACGACUUCUCCUUUCGCUUCCCAUGGACGAGGCACCCCACCUGCAUGACGGUUUAUUUGUAUCUGGGAAAAUAUUCUCUAUAGCUUAAAACGAUUUAAAAAGAAUCGAAUACACAAUCACCACCGAGGCAACAACGGGCGACAAAGACCAAAAAUGACAAAAACAGCAACAACUACAACAAAAAAUGAACCCACCAACGCCAUCUCCGUUCUGAAUUUGUACAAAAAAAAGAAAGAAAAAAAGAGAACUUCUUGUGAAGAGGGAAAUAGCAAAU